Paramecium primaurelia is the source of this 1232-nucleotide messenger RNA. The record is from the annotation of a GenBank genome assembly. NCBI's taxonomy places the organism in Eukaryota, Ciliophora, Oligohymenophorea, Peniculida, Parameciidae.
AUGAAAUAAAUAUUGGAUCUUCAAAAGCUUAUUACUUUUAGACAUUUAAUGCAUUAGAAUCCAGAAGCUUCAUUAAAAGAAUUCUAAACUCAAAAGAAUGUAAGAGAAUUCUUAAUUGGUUUAAAUAUUAAAGAGGAUGUAAUUAAAGUGUGUGGAACAACAGGAUUAAUUGUUGAUUUGAGUGGAGAGGCAGAAAAGGCUGGAGAUGAUAGAUUAAUUGCAUUUAGAGCAGAUAUUGAUGCAUUAGUAUUAAAUGAAGCCAAUGAACAUCUUCCAUAUAGAAGUACAAAUGGAUGUGCCCAUAUGUGUGGACAUGAUGGUCAUACAACUUGUCUUUUGGCUUUUGCAUAGAUCUUUUAACAUUAUAAAAAUACUAUUCCUAAAAAUAAAACAGUGAGAUUAUUAUUUUAACCUGCAGAAGAAGAUUAUGGAGGUUCUGUUGAUAUGAUACGUGAUGGAUGUUUAGAAAAUGUAUAGGAAGUAUAUGGAUUUCAUUAAUGGCCUACUGCUAAGAUUGGGUAAGUAUGGUGUAAAGAAGGAUCAAUGAUGUCUCAACCUAUUCAGAUGUAAUUUGAUUUUGUGGGGAAAGGUGGUCAUGCAUCUGAACCACAUAAAUUUAAUAAUCCAGUUUAAUGUGCAGCUGAAUAUCUAUACACUAUUCAUAAUUAAUUAAGUUAAGAAAAGGGAUAAUUUACUUUUGCAUGGACAUGUUUCAAUGGUGGCACAGCUUUCAAUGUCAUUCCAGAUACUGCUACUGUUAAAGGUAUGAUACGUUCAUUAGAGGCUGGUCUUGGUGAUAGAUUGUUUAAUGAUGUAUUAUUAUAUCUCUUAUUAUAUAUUAGUGUUGUAGUGUUGCAGAGAAGACAUGUUAAAAAUAUGGAUGUAGUGUCAAAGUUUAAAGAUAAGCAGAAAACUAUCCUUUGACUGCCAAUCAUCCAAAAGAAGCAUAACACAUAUUAAGACUUGGUGAAAAAUAUUUUGGUGCUGGUAAUGCACAUGCUGGUCCUUGUCCUGUUUAUGCCUCUGAAGAUUUUGGAAAUUAUACUCUUAAAGUACCUGGAGCUUUCUUCUUUUUGAGUUCAGGAAAAAAGUAAAAUAUUCCUAAUAAUUUUAUAAUUAGUGAUACAAACAAUCCUAUGUUGCAUUAAUCAAAUUUUGAUUUUAAUGAUGAUCUCAUUGAAUUGGGUGCUGGAUUUUGGUGGGAAAUUGCCAAAGAUCGUCUAUUAAUAUGA